UUGUUGAUUGCUCUAUUACCAUGAAAGCAGUCGGUUGAAAAGGAUGCUAGUAAGCGAUAUUUAGAGAGCGACAAAUAUAUUUCUAUGUUCUUUAUAAAAAGGCGUUGCCAGGCACAAGGUUCAAGAAUUGUAUAGUUGGCAAGAAUAUACAAGAAUUUUAGAAACAAGAUAUCAUUUUUAUUCGGUACUGGUUGCUUUAAGGAAUAAUUAUGACUCGGCAGUUUUAUGCAUGUAUAAUUGCAGCUCUUCUUUGUCUCGCUGCUUCCGAUUCCAAUCCACUACCCAUGACAGAAAAUGCUGUAAUUCAGGAGUAUUUCUCACAACUUAAAAUAUUGGGUUAUAAUAGAGAAGUAAUGCCUGAAGGAAAUCAUGGAUAUGGAUCGCCAGUUGUAGUUCUUUGCACAAUGUAUUUACUAGACAUUUCCGAAGUAAAUGAUUUAAGCAUGGAUUACAGAGCAAUGUUAUACUUCCGUCAGUCAUGGAACGAUUCACGGUUGGCUUAUCCUGAUCUAGACAUUCAUUCAAUUGUUUUGAAUGAUCCGAGGUAUAUUUGGACUCCUGAUUUAUUCUUUGUUCAAGAGAAAGAAGGCAUUCAUCACAAUUUAAUCGUACCGAAUGCUUUUAUUAAAAUCAGCCCAGAAGGGGAAGUUUUAUACAGCGUAAGACUGAGCAUAACUUUCAGCUGCCCUAUGGAUUUCAGAAAAUAUCCUCAUGACAUUCAGAAAUGCACUUUCAGUGUCGAAAGCUAUGGCCGUUCACGUGAUAAGUUAGCACUUAUGUGGGAUUUUAGAAAACCGCAUCCUGUAUCAUUCAAUAAGAAUAUCAGCACUUUUUCGUUUCAGCUCAAAGCAGUGAAUGAAAGUAUUAAGCACGAAACUUUUAACUUUGGUGAAUACACAUGUCUUGAAGUGUCCAUAGAGCUCGAGCGAAAGAUCGGAUUUUAUAUGAUUCAAUUGUACAUUCCCUUCCUGCUUUUGGUUGUACUUUCCUGGUUGUCCUUUUGGAUACCAUCUAAGAUGAUAGCUCUUAGACUACCUUUGCUGCUGGUAGUUUUGUAUCUUAUGGUAAACAUAGGAUCAGGAAUUAGCGAGAGAAUUCCUCCAGUUUCCUACACUAAAGGAAGUGAUGUCUGGAUAGCUGUAUGUGAAUCUUUGGUUUUCUCCAGUUUCCUUGAAUCUAUUCUUGUUCAUAUUAUUUCCCGUAACAAAGAAAAACUUGAAAAGAAAAUGCGCAAGAAGGAUCCCGAGGCUCAACGAGUUCUAGAACCGGAAGAAAAGAUGAAUCCAGUUAAUAAUGAUUCAUCGAAUGGUGCUGUUAACAUAGUUGCAAGCCGUUUAAAAAGGGAAGCUCGUCUUUCAAAACUGAUUGACAAGAUAUCUGCUCUUUUAUUUCCUUGUUUAUUUAUAGUUUUCAACUUUGUAUAUUGGUUGUUUUAUUGUACCGGACAUUAAAAUAUUAAUAUAUAUUUAAUAAAAACUGGUGUGUAAAUAAACAAAGUAAUAUAGCAUGAGUGGCAUCAUAUUUAGUAGACCAAAAAAUUCCAGCUACGCUAUGAGGAUAUAUUUAUCAGCAUGCUAUAAAAUAGAUAGUUGUCUCUAAAGUUCAGAUAGGAUCAUUCACAUUUCCUGUCGAAGUUUCCUAGAAUUAUUUGACACUGUAAUUAAUCAUCUUUAAUAAAGUCGAGCUUACCGUAAGAUUAUUGGCAGUGAUCGUGGAGUCCUUAAUGAGAUUAAUAAGCGUUAGUGAAAUAAUAUGUAUUCUUCUUAAAUUUAAGCUGAGUUUAUGCGUAAUUUUAAGGAAGGGGCAACAAAUUACUUCUUGGGGAGUGUAGGAGACAUAGUUCGUAAAACUCAUGUUUAUGGAGAACAACUCAAACUAAAUAAUGAUAAUUCAAAUAUUUACCUUAUUUUUACUCUAUAUAAUUGAUCAUCAUGAAAAGUUUUGUAUCUAACCCUUGAAAAUCUUAUGUUGAAUGUCUUAUGAAAAGAUGUAUCUAGUUUUUCCUCGAUGAGUUAGUAUUGCAAACUGAUUUACUGGUUUUUGCAGUAACUUAUGAUGAUAUCUGUUACAAAGCGAAUUAAUACUGAGAAUUAAUUUUUUUUCUCCUUAUUACUAUCUAUUACGAUAGUCCAUUUUCGAUAGUAAAUAUGAUAUCAAUAAUUGUAAUGAAACACAUUUAUAAAAGUAGUUUUUGUCGAAUAGUUUCAUUCCAGUAAAACAAUGGUUCAAGCUGAACAGAAUAUUUUUGUCAAAUAUAUUUUCAAGGUGAACAAGCAUAAUAAAUAAUUCUACUUUUGUAUUGAUUAUUUUAUUUUUGGUUUGCCAUUUUCUUUUUGUUUAUCAAAGUAUUCUUUCCAAAUAAAUAAUGAUUAUUUAUGUUUGCUUUUUGCAUGCUUUUUAGUUCGUAGAAAAUACCAAUUUUCUUGCAUAUGCAACAUGUGUAACUCGUGUUCAAUUUUUAAGUCUUAACUCUGCACAUAAUAAAACUCUACAUACUCUCUGCGUAUUCUAAUUCACUAUACAUUCGACCUUAUUUCAAAUAUUAUUAUAAAACUAAAGUGAGAAUCAACCUGUUUCCUUUAUUGUAUGCUUGUAUAUAUGGGUAUAUUUUUAUUGAAUGCAUAAAUAGUUUUUCGAUCUGAUAUUUAUAUGCUACAUUAUAAUUUAACAAAUU
Messenger RNA from Argiope bruennichi, 2674 nucleotides. RefSeq names its product glutamate-gated chloride channel-like. NCBI's taxonomy places the organism in Eukaryota, Metazoa, Arthropoda, Arachnida, Araneae, Araneidae. Gene Ontology annotation, biological process: chloride transmembrane transport; nervous system process; signal transduction. The coding region runs from base 210 to 1451 and encodes 413 amino acids. Gene Ontology annotation, molecular function: extracellular ligand-gated monoatomic ion channel activity; transmembrane signaling receptor activity; neurotransmitter receptor activity. The transcript is spliced from 9 exons. The record is from RefSeq and is a predicted model, not a curated record. Gene Ontology annotation, cellular component: membrane; synapse; neuron projection.